This is a messenger RNA of Piliocolobus tephrosceles (Ugandan red Colobus), 359 nucleotides long. RefSeq lists its product as uncharacterized. The record is from RefSeq and is a predicted model, not a curated record. NCBI's taxonomy places the organism in Eukaryota, Metazoa, Chordata, Mammalia, Primates, Cercopithecidae. The transcript is spliced from 3 exons. Bases 21 to 359 code for a protein of 112 amino acids.
UCGACCUUCAGAUCUCAGCGAUGAGUCCUCUAGACUGCAGGUUCCACAGCAGUUGUAGCUCCCAUGACUUCAGAUUGGAGCUGCCUGUGACACGCAGAGAUGGAAGCACAGCGUCAGCUGUGGUUAACGGCAGCCUCUUUCAGCCCCCAGUGUCUCUCAUGGAAACCCAAGGUGGGAGAAAGAAGCAGAAGGAAAUCCUGGAACCAAAAAGCACUUCAGCAAUGAAGACUGGAUUUUCUCUGAUUAUGAACAGCAAAAUAAAAUCUCUCCUGCAGACCUCUAAAGCUCUGUGCAUACUUUUUGGUGGAGAAAUCGAGCCAUUCAAAUGUGCUAUUGGUGGUGGAGACAGUGCAGCGUAG